Mollisia scopiformis is the source of this 559-nucleotide messenger RNA. RefSeq names its product endoribonuclease-like protein L-psp. The coding region runs from base 89 to 502 and encodes 137 amino acids. The record is from RefSeq and is a predicted model, not a curated record. Lineage: Eukaryota; Fungi; Ascomycota; Leotiomycetes; Helotiales; Mollisiaceae. The transcript is spliced from 2 exons.
GAUACGAAUAGGUACGUAUGAAGAAAUCCAAAAUACCAUCGAGCAUCUUCUCACUCCAAUUACCAAAUACGCAGAUAUUCUCAGCACCAUGUCCCACCUAACCUACUACAACUACGAAGGCUACGGCCAAAAAGCUCAAAAGGACUUCGGCUACAGUCAAGCCGUCCGCGUAGGCGACAUAAUCGAGUGCUCCGGUCAAGGUGGCUGGGACCGCACAACCAGCCAAAUCCCCUCCGACAUCACAGCGCAAAUCGAGCAAGCGUUCGAGAACUGCGCGGAAACUCUCCGAACAGCGGGCGCGAGCUUCAAAGACGUGUUUGCGAUUAAAUCGUACCAUGUGGGCGUCUCGGACGACGUGGUGGAGAUCAUGGUUAGGUGCGUGAAGAGGUUUUGCGGGGGGCAUCAGCCGGUUUGGACGUUGGUGGGUGUGGCGAGCUUGGCGUGGGAGGAGAUGAAGGUUGAGAUUGAUGUUAGGGCUCAUGUGCCGGUUGAGGGGAAGUGAUUGAGGGGUUUGAGAGGAGGGGGAGAGGGGUGAAGGUGCUGGGUGCUUCCACCUGAU